UGCUCAUGCUAUGCGAUUGGCUGUGCUUAUCAGACGGUUCAGGGCUUAUUGGCUCCUUAAACAGAUUCUUUGAGCCAUUGGAGAAGAGAAGACAGGAAUUUAAGGUAAGAAUAAAGUGGUCCACAUUUAUUCUAGGUCACAUUUAUGUAAACAUUUCUGGGCCGGUAACCAAAAAGCGAUGUUAUUUCAUAUUCUAAUCCAUGACUGAAUGUGUGGAUGUUGUUUUUACCCCAGUUUGAUCUGGUUUAGGUAAUGGUUUGCUGCAUAUGUUAGAAAGACUGGAAACUCUAUAGAGGCACGAUGAACAAAACAAUGAGAAUCAAACACUUCUGGAUUUGGAUUUUCUGUGACAUCAUCUACAGUAACAACAGAAGUUGUAUUUCUACUUCUUUGAUGAAAAUGACAGCUGCUUGUUUCAUGUAACACACUUGCACGUUAAAAGUGUCGUAUGUGUUAUGAAAGCAGAUGGCCUUGAGCGCGGCUGACAGAGCCAUAGGGGCCAUCGUUGGGGCAGCAGUGGCAGAUGCAGCAGGUAGGAUAAAGUGCACGUGUCGCCUACAGCAGGCAGUAAAACACAAACCCUUCCACAGUCCCACUUCAACUUUCAAAGCUGCAAAAUCUGCAGCUUAUGAAAAAUUCUGUCUGAUGAUUUUCCCUUAAAAAAAUUGCUGUUUAAACACUUUUUGCUUAUGUUGAAGGUUUUUUUGGGACAGGUUAUUAAAAAAUAUGCCUUAUCAGUAGAUGGUUGUUUUAACAACACUUUCAUGGAAUGUUUUAUGGCAGUUUAUGCAAAAUCUAUUUUAUUAUCUUUAUAUUUUUUAUUUCUUAUUUCUUUGUUAUUAUGACAGAAAUGCUUUUCAAAUCCCAGCCAGAGGUGCUGCCGGUUGAACUGCCAUGAAAUGUUCGCGUCUACAAUAGUAUUAAUAAUUAUUUUACAACUGGGCUCACUCAGGCCAACCAUUACUUCAUCAGAACUGAUCUCUGUUUCUCCAAACCGAGUUUGUCCACAGAGCUAUCUGCAACAGCCCAGCCAAUGCACUGGAUCUACAACCCAGACCGGUUGAAAGAAGUCCUCUCGGAUCUGGAGCCCUGUCCAGAGUUUCGGUCCGAGUCAGCAAAUCCUUUCUACCGCAGGACGACGGGCGAGCAGACCUGCUAUGGAGACCAGGCCUACGUCCUGCUAGAGUCACUGAGUCAGUGUGGAGAUGUUGACCUUCAAGACCUCACUAAACGCUUCUAUGAGUUCUUUGGGCCAGGAACGGCGUACGAUCUGCCUCUCAAUGACCCUUACAGGGAAAAAGGAGGUCCCAAAGCCAUCCUUCCCAUCGACGGCCCAUGGAGGAAUGCCAGCCUGAAGGCUUUCAUCAGAAAUGUUGAUGCUGGCAAGGAAGAAACCGGCUGUGAUGUGGACUGUCAAAUGGACGGCAUCACGAAGAUCGCUCCAGUCGUGUCCAUGUUUGCUGGGCGUCCACAGAUGCUGGAGAAGGUGGAGGAAGUCAUCCGGGUCACCCAGAACAACGACAUGUGUGUGGCCGUUACUAUGGCCGCAGCAAGGUUUCUUGAACACUUCAUUCUGAAUGGUCCUGAUCCAGAUGUUCUGGAAACAGUUCUCAACCAGCUGAAUGACCCAAAGAGACAGAACCCACAGGAUCUGGACAGGGCUGUCACGGCACAAAUCCACCAGGUGAAGGACAACUUAUCCAAAGCAUCCCAUCAGCUCAUACCUGCUGUGUUCACUAACACAUGAGCUUUGCCAGGUGCAUUCCAAGGAGCGCUUCAUGGAGUCCUGACUCACAACCAGCUGGACGAGGCUGUGAGGGACACCAUGCGCUGCGGGGGGUGCACCGCCAGCCGAGCCUCCUUCAUAGGCGCCUGUUUAGGGGCACAGAGCGGUCUCCAGGGAAUCCCAGAACCAUGGAGGAACAAGACUCUCAGAUACCCUCUGCUGUUGGAGCUGGCUGCAAAUGUGACCAAAGAACUCAGCAGCUGUAAUUCGGAUUAAACUAAACUCUAGAUGCUAUCAAGUGUUUGUGAAACAUAGAUAAGUUUGACACAGCAGCCCAUGACAGUUACAUUCUAAAGUCUGAGUGAAACUUGAAUUUCCUUGCUAUGUCAAAAUGUGAUUAUGUGAGAAAAUGAAAUUAAUCCCAUUUGAUUUUCAAAUUAAAAACAUUUGUGUCUGUUU
Nothobranchius furzeri (turquoise killifish) is the source of this 2185-nucleotide messenger RNA. Its product is annotated as crystallin J1A-like. The record is from RefSeq and is a predicted model, not a curated record. Lineage: Eukaryota; Metazoa; Chordata; Actinopteri; Cyprinodontiformes; Nothobranchiidae.